Osmerus eperlanus (European smelt) is the source of this 7227-nucleotide messenger RNA. RefSeq names its product integrin, beta 4 (gene itgb4). Gene Ontology annotation, biological process: cell-matrix adhesion; cell adhesion mediated by integrin; cell migration. The transcript is spliced from 41 exons. Lineage: Eukaryota; Metazoa; Chordata; Actinopteri; Osmeriformes; Osmeridae. The record is from RefSeq and is a predicted model, not a curated record. The coding region runs from base 409 to 6312 and encodes 1967 amino acids. Gene Ontology annotation, molecular function: integrin binding. Gene Ontology annotation, cellular component: integrin complex; membrane; focal adhesion.
AUUCACCCUCUCAGUGGGUCUUGGUUCACACAGGGCAGCACUCUCUCUUUCUCGCAAGCACACACACCCACACUCAUCUGCAAAGAAGCAAAUCUCUUCCACAAGUAGGACGGGAUAUAAGUCAAUAUUUGAAUAGACUUUGCAGAAAAGGAAGGAAGGAAAGAAGAAGUUGAGAGAGAAGAGAGAGAGAGAGAGAGGUAGUGAGUUGUUCUCGUGUGUCCUGGGAUUACAAAGAUCCCUGGGAGCUUGGACUUUGGGAGCGAAAGAGAAGACGAGGAUUCUCUCUCUCCACUCAGGUGGAUAUUAAUUUGACGGCCAGACAAGGAGCGAAGGCAAAAAGAAAGGAUUAACCGGUUGUCUUUCAAAAACAUUGUUGGAUAUCCAGACUUUGGAAUCGGGAAACAUUUCAUGAAGAGGGGGGAGAUGGGGAGAUGGACAGCACAUCUCUCGGUGGGGGUUGUGCUUCUCACAAUCUUCUUCAACACCUGCUACGCAAAGACAGGUAACCACUGCCUGGCUACCAGGGCCAGCACCUGCUCAGCUUGUAUCCAGGCAGGAAAUGGCUGUGCCUACUGUCCAGAUGAGAUCUUUGAAGGACAACGCUGUAACCUUCUGGAAAGCCUGGUGGCCCAAGGAUGUGUUCAGACGGUGACAGCUUAUAGCUCCAUGGAGACAGAGAAAAACGAGCAGAUCAACGUGGAGCUGAAGCAGUCCCAGGUGGCCCCCCAGAUGAUUUCCAUGUCCCUGCUGCCCGGAGAGGAGAGGCUGGUGGACCUGGAGGUGUUCGAGCCCACCAAGGGUCCUCUGGAUCUUUACAUCCUCAUGGACUUCUCCAACUCCAUGUCUGACGAUCUGGCCAACCUCAAGAAGAUGGGCACCAAGCUGGCUGAUCUGGUGAAGACGCUGUCAGAUGACUACACCAUCGGCUUCGGCAAGUUUGUAGACAAGGUGGUGGAGCCACAGACGGACAUGAGACCAGCGAAACUUCUGCAGCCCUGGCCGGACAGCGACCCUCCCUUCUCCUUCCAGCACAGUAUCACCCUGACCAGUGACCUGGCCACCUUCACCGAGAAGCUGCAGAAGGAGAAGAUAUCUGGCAACCAGGACGCCCCAGAGGGGGGUUUUGAUGCCAUACUGCAGACUGCCGUCUGUAAGGACCAGAUCGGCUGGCGUAACCACAGCACCCACCUCCUGGUGUUCUCCACAGAGUCGGCGUUCCACUACGAGGCCGACGGCGCCAACGUCCUGUCGGGCAUCCUGCCGCGUAACGACGAGCUGUGCCACCUGGACGCGGAGGGCAAGUACACGGAGGACACCCGGCAGGACUACCCCUCCGUCCCCACGCUGGUCCGUCUGCUGGUCAAGCACAACAUCAUCCCUAUCUUCACCAUCACCAACCACUCCUACUCCUAUUACGAGAAGCUACAUGAAUACUUCCCCAUUGCUGAGCUGGGAGAGCUGGAAGAUGAUUCUGUCAACAUCCUCAACAUCCUGGAUAAAGCCUUCCAGAGUAUUCGCUCUAAGAUGAGUAUCCGGGCAGAAGACACGCCCAAGGCGUUUGCCACUCAGUUGUUAACGUCCACUGGCAUGUUGACACAGGCUGGAACCUUCAAAGUCAAGCCUGGAGAAAUAGGCAAGUUCAAGGUGCGUGUGAAGGCUGAGGAGAAGGUAGGGGAGAUGCAUGUGUGUGAGAAGCAGGUGGGCAAGCAGGACAAGGAGGGCGUGAUUAGGGUCAAACCUAGCACCUUCAGCACCGCGCUCAACAUCAAGGCUUCCAUACAGUGUCCUACCUGCCCUUGUGAGAAGACUCACUCCCCCAAGGCGGUGAGAUGCCAUGGCAACGGUGACCUGGUCUGUGGGAAGUGCAAGUGCUACAAUGGCUGGCUGGGUCCGUUCUGUAACUGUUCGGCCAGCGAGUCGGCCAUCGGGGGGGCGUGUCUGGCGCCCGGGGUGACGGAGUCGUGUUCGGGGCGGGGAGACUGUCUGUGUGGGACCUGCAUCUGCUACAACCCAGAGCAGUAUGAAGGAGCCUUCUGCCAGUACGACCGCUCCCAGUGCCAUAGAUUUGGAGGCUUCCUCUGCAACGACCGAGGGAAGUGUUACAUGGGGGAGUGUGCGUGUGAGAAAGGAUGGGAGGGGCCUGGCUGUGAAUGUCCACUCAGCAACCAGACCUGCGUCGACAGCAAAGGGGGUAUGUGUAACGGGCGCGGGGUGUGCAAGUGCGGCCGGUGUGAGUGCCAGGACUCGGGGCUGCCCCUCAGCUCCACCUGCGAGGCCAGCUUCCAGGCCCAGCUGGGCACGUGCGAGGCCAAGCGCAGCUGCGUGCAGUGUCAGGCCUGGAAGACAGGCGAGAGGAAGGCCAAGGACAAGUGCGACGAGUGCACCUUCAAGGUCGUCAUGGUGGACGAGCUGAAGCAACAGGAGGACGUGAUCGACGUGUGUAGUUUCCGUGACGAGGACGAUGACUGCACGUACGAGUACACAAUAGACUACCCAGCGGACCCCAGCUCCAAGGAGCUGGAGGUGCAGGUCCUGAAGAAGAAAGACUGUCCCCCGGCUGGCUUCCUGUGGCUGAUCCCUCUCAUCAUGUUCCUCAUGCUGCUGCUGGGGUUGCUGCUGCUCUGCUGCUGGAAGUACUGCGCCUGCUGCAAGGGUUGUCUGGCUCUACUGCCAUGCUGUGGGAGAGGUCGCAUGGUGGGCUUUAAGGAGGAUCAGUACCUGCUCCGCCAAUCACUGCUCACCUCAGACCACCUGGACACGCCCCUAGUGCGCACAGGCCCGCCCAAGAGCACGGACGUGGUUCGCUGGAAGGUCGCCGACAACGUCCACCGAGAAGCCAAUCACCCGCUGGCGCAGGUCCAGCCCAACCCCAAAGAGACCAUUGCGUUCCCUCUCUCUCUCCGUCUCAACAGGUUAUUCACAGACAGUUUGUCCCGCCCCGAGGCCAGGGACACAGAGGCGCUGCGCAGGGAGGUGGACAACAACCUAAAUGAAGUCUACAAGCAGAUUCCUGGAGCACAGAAAGUUCAGAAGACCAACUUCAGAUUACAAAGAAAUGCUGGCAAAAGACCGAAUCACACCAUAGUGGACACAGUGCUGUCGGCUCCUCGCUCUGCCUACCCUGACAUCGUCAAGCUCACACAGAAGAACGUCCAGUCUGGAAACUUCCAAGACCUCAAAGUGGUGCCUGGCUACUACACUGUGGCCACAGACAGAGAGGCGGCGGGGGCGGUGGAGCUGCAAGAGGGGGUGGAGUCUGUGGACGUGCACGUUCCGCUCUUCAUCAAGGACGAGGAUGAGGAGAAGAAACAGCUGAGGGUGGAGGCGGUGGACGUCCCUCUGGGCAUCGCCGAGGUCGGCAAGCGCUUCGUCAACAUCACCGUCAUCAAGGAGCACGCCAAGAGUGUGCUGUCCUUUCUGCAGCCGGCCUACAGCUACAGCAGGCAGGAGGGCGUGGUCAACAUCCCGGUCAACAGGGACAUCCUGGAGGACGGACGCACCCAGGUCACCUACCGCUCCCACGACGUCACCGCCAAGGAGCAGAGGGACUACGUGCCGGUGGAUGGGGAUCUCUCCUAUGGGCCGGGCGAGACCCAGAAGAUGGUUCCGGUGCGUCUGUUGGAGCUGUCCGAGGGAGACAGUCUCCUAGGCGACCCACAGCAGCUCAAGCAGUUUGUCAUGGACCUUAGCAACCCUCGCCAAGGCGCCAAGCUGGGACGCUACCCACGCACCACUGUCACCAUCACCGACCAGCCAGAGCCCAGCGUGGUGAUGUUCAAGAAGGGCACCCAGACGUUCACGACCUCCGACCCCCAGUACAGCAUCCCCGUGGUCCGCACACGCAACCAGGAAGGCCCUGCCACCGUGCACUGGCGUUCCAAGAACGCCCAGCGCUUCCAGCUGUCCAGCCCGCUGCGCUUCGGCCCGGGGGAGACGGAGAAGAGCAUCGUGAUCGACCCGCGGCCCCACCCAGGCCCCGUCCAGCCCGAGGCCUUCCAGCUGGAGCUGUUCGACCCCGGCAGCAACGCUGUGAUCGGGGAGAGGAAGACCACGCUGGUGACCGUCACUGAUGGGGGUUCCAAGGCUCCAGAGAUGACCAUGGCCAACAUGCAGCAGCAAGCUAACAUCAACACGCUAGCCUCCCCCGGGGGCCGUCUCCUGCCCCCCGCCAACGUCGAGGCCGCUGCCACCGGCCCCAAGAACAUCCACCUCAACUGGGCCCCCAGCGCCGGCGCCCUGGGGUACAAGGUGAGGUACUGGAUCUACGGUGACCGCGAGGAUGAAGCCCAGGUGCUGGACGUGAAGACAAACCAGGCGGAGCUGACCGGCCUGUACCCCUUCUGCGACUACGAGACGCGCGUGUGCGCCUACAACUCCAUGGGGGAUGGCCACUUUAGCAACAUGGUGCCCUGCCAGACCCUGGAGGAUGUCCCCAGUGAACCAGGUCGACUGGCCUUCAACGUCAUCAGCCCAACCGUCACUCAGGUGAGCUGGGGGGAGCCCGCCGAGACCAACGGCGUCAUCACAGCCUACGAGGUCAUCUACACACCCAUCGACGACCACAGGAAGGCGGCAGGAGCAGCAAAGAAGAUCAAGAUUGACAACCCUAAGAAGCGCAUGCUGCUGAUUGAGAACCUGCAGAGUGCCCAGACGUACUGCUACAAGGUCCGGGCCCAGAACAGCAUCGGCUGGGGCCCCUACAGGGACGCCACCAUCAACCUGGCCUCCCAGCCCACCAGACCCCUCUCCAUCCCCAUCAUCCCAGACAUCCCCAUCAUCGACGCGGAGGCGGGAGACGAGUACGACGGCUUCCUCAUGUACAGCAGCGAGGUCCUCAAGACUCCCACAGGCUCCAAGCAGCCCAGCGUCACCGACGAAGACCCGAUGAUGAACGGGAAGUGGGACCAGAGCUUCCUGUUUCCGGGGGGAGCAGGAUCCGGAUCCGUGUCGCACAUGUCCACGUCCAGCUACGGACAGCAUUCCCCCUACUCCACCCUGAGCACCGGCUCUAACCACCGAGCUGGGGCAGGUGGGGUUAUGAACCUGGGCGGCACCUCCACCUCCACCUCCACCACCUACAUGUCUGGACAAGGAGGAACAACCUACGGCAGACAGGAGAUGAUGAUUGGAGGAGGCACACGCACGCAGGAAGUUGUCAUGAGGAAACGGUCGGAGAACAGAGGUUACUAUGACGAGAACAUCAGGGAUUCCAUCGUCAUGGGAGACAUGCCCAGUGGAUUCAACGACAGCCAUGCGCUCCCAGGUAGCUUUGGCUACAGUGUCUCUCAGAGCCAGUACGGCUUCAGCCUGGCCCAGGGCUCGCGGGCCAGGACCCAGUCUGAGGACAUCAACGAUGCCCUUCUCAACCUGGACAGGGUUAUCCAGGACUCCAGGAUGACCCCAGGGGUACCCGAGACGCCCACCAGGCUGGUGUUCUCCGCCCUGGGCCCCACGGCCCUCAAGGUCAGCUGGCAGGAGCCCCACUGUGAGAGGGAUGUCCUGGGAUACUGUGUUCUCUACCAGCUCCUCAACGGAGGUGAGAUGGAACGGAUCGAGGUGCCUAACCCCUCGGAGAACUCUGUGGUGGUGCAGGACCUGCUGCCCAACCAGUCCUACCUGUUCAAGGUGAAGGCCCAGAGCCAGGUGGGCUGGGGCCCGGAGAGGGAGGGCGUCAUCACCAUCGAGUCUGCCGUGGACCCCAGGAGCCCCCUCAGCCCCAUGCCAGGCUCUCCCUUCACCCUGAGCACCCCCAGCGCUCCAGGCCCCCUGGUCUUCACAGCUCUGAGUCCGGAGGCGCUGCAGCUGAGCUGGGACAAGCCUCGCAAGCCCAACGGAGACAUCCUGGGCUACGUGGUCACCUGUGAGCAGCUGCACGGUGGAGGUGAGGUGCGGACCUUCCAGGUGAGCGGAGACAGCUCUGAGACCAGCCUGACUGUUCCGGACCUGAGUGAGAACAUGCCCUACAAGUUCAAGGUUCAGGCCCGGACCACGCAGGGCUUUGGGCCGGAGAGAGAGGGCAUCAUCACCAUCGAGUCUCAGGAUGGAGGCACCAUGUCUCAAUACAGUGGCCAGGGCAUGCACAGCACCAUGAGGGAGGUGUUCCAGAUGCCCACGGAGGUCAGCACGCGGACCAAUGUCUCCCACAGCUCCUUCAACGAGCCCUACUUCUCCACAGAUGGUAUGACGAUGACGUCCCAGCUCACAGAGACCAGCGGCAUGAUGACGCGUCACAUGACCAAGGAGGUGGUCCAGCGCAGCAUGGUGUCUGGCUCCAGCGUCACCAAGAAGGUGGAGCGCUUCUACGAGGCCUGAGGUCACAGGUCACAUCCAAGAUGGCCGCCGCAACACCCUUACAUGGAUGGAGGGAGGGAUCCUACGAGUGGAUGGUGCGUCAUUGUUAUGAGUCGGAGAAUGGAUGGUUAAGUGUGUGCGUGCGUGUGUGUGUUCCACACAAGCUUGUGUUUGUUUGUGCAUGCAAGGAAAUAUUUUUUCAGCUCCUUAGUGUUAAAACAAGUAAACAAGUUGUUCAGGUCCUCCCUCCUAAAAGUCUGUUACAUAGUGUCCACUGCCCUGUCUUCAGUCACGGGAAUCAUUUACAUCUUAGCAUUCUUCUGUUCCUCAAGAACUGGCUUCUUUGGUAUCAAUUCGUACACGCAUGCAAAAAACUACUCCCUUGUAUAGCAUAAUAUAUUUUUAUUGUGUGUGUGAUUACUUCUUGUUUAUUAUCACCCUCUGCUGGUUGUAAAUGGAAUCACGCCCAGGGGCCUCCGUUUUAGUCUAACCCCGUGAAUCCAGAGGAGGCUCGUGGCUUUCCUCUCCUAUCUCUCCUUGUCUUUUUGUAAUAAUAUUUAAGAGAGAGAGAUGUGCUUGGGGGGGCGGGGGGGGGGGGGGGGGUCUGAUCAUCACACCUUCACCCCCCCUAGAGGAGACCAGCUCCCAGACCAGCAACAAGAUCAGGAAGAAGAAGCCAUUUUAGUCUUUUGAGAUUCACCCCAAGGUGACGAGGUCUUUGUCCCUCUCUCACACACACCCUGAGAGGCGGAGAUUAGCUGUGUGUGUGUGUGUGGGGGAGGGGGGGGGGGGUGAGAGAUUGAGUGAGUGAGAGAAAGAUUAUUGAGACACAGAGGUCCAGCUUACUUUCUGAAUACUCCACCCAUGACUUCUAAAACAGAAAGUAACAGGAAUAUGAGCUUGUAAUGGGGCUUUUAAAUGUUAAAACCAGAACAA